Melopsittacus undulatus (budgerigar) is the source of this 3291-nucleotide messenger RNA. It is a transcript of the gene SCAF1, whose product is annotated as SR-related CTD associated factor 1. The record is from RefSeq and is a predicted model, not a curated record. The coding region runs from base 1 to 3291 and encodes 1096 amino acids. NCBI's taxonomy places the organism in Eukaryota, Metazoa, Chordata, Aves, Psittaciformes, Psittaculidae. The transcript is spliced from 10 exons. Gene Ontology annotation, molecular function: RNA polymerase II C-terminal domain binding.
AUGGGGGACAAUGGGGUGAACGGGGCCCCAAGGCAGGAGCCAGCCCGGAGCCACCCCCCUGAUUCCUCCUCCUCUUCCUCCUCUUCUCGCUCUUCCUCCUCUUCCUCUUCCUCCUCCUCUUCCUCCUCAUCCUCCUCCGGUGCCCCCCCCCCGGCCGCUUUCCGGCCCCAUUCCCCAAUCCUGGAUAUUUAUGACCCUUUCCACCCGACGGAUGAGGAGAACUCCGCCGGCGACUUUCCCUAUGGAGCAUCCUCUUCCUCCCCGGCCAAAGAGGCCGAAGGGCGCCAGGAUCAGAAGUAUGAUCCCUUCGAUCCCACCGGCUCCAAUCCCAGCUCCUCCCGCAGCAGCCCCAGCCCCGAGGAGGAGGAGGAGGAGGAGGAAGAGGAGGAGGAGGAGGAAGAGGAAGAAGAGGAGGAAGAGGAGGAGGAGGAUGAGGAAGAGCCCCCCCGGCCUGAUGUAUCCCACAGCAUCAGCCGCAUCUCCGAGACCUUGGCCGGGAUCUAUGAUGACAACAGCUUGAGCCAGGACUUUGAGAAGGAGCCGGAGCCGGAGCCUCCUGCUUCCCAAAUCCCUCCCGGCGCCGAUUCCACCCUUCCGGAAGAGGAAGAGGAAGAAGAGGAGGAGGAGGAAGAGGAAGACGACGAAGAGGAAGAGGAGGAGGAAGAGGAAGCGACGGCUCCGACGUCCGGCAGCGUUCCGGAGCCGCGGCGCCGCGUCUUCGUGGUGGAUUUGGCCGGCAAGAAGCAUCCGGAAUGCGACGGGAAGCUGGAAGGGAAGUUAUCCCUGGAAGUGGUGGCUGCUGGGAAUGCCAAAGCCGCGGCACAGGGUCCUGCAUCCCGAGGGACCAAGCGGCACCGGCCCCGGCGCGAGUGGGCUCCGAGCACCGGCGAUUCCGAGAUCGAGGAAGGGGAGAUCGUCCCGCACGAGGACGAGCGCUACAGUCCCCUGCGGCUAUUCCGGAGCUCGGGAAUCGCCUCCGGCGCCGGCUCCGGGCCCCUCCGCGCGCGGGCGCCGGAGCCGCGGGCGCCGCGGGUGCCGGAGGGGGACGAUUUCCUGUCCCUCCAUGCGGAUUCCGAUGAGGAAGGCGACUUCGGAGCCGAGAACCAACCGGAUCCGCGCUGGAAGAACCCAGGCUCCGACCUGCGCCGCAAGAUCCUGAGCCAGCGCCGGCUCCGCGCUCCCCCCUCACCCCAUUCCCCAUCAGCCGCAUCCCGGAAGAAGCCCAAGCGCUCCCGGGAACGCGGCUCCUCCGUGGGAUGGGGGGGGAAGAAGCCCCCGGAGCCCCCCCCCAAGGCCAAGGAGCGGCACCGGCGCCGCGGCUCCCGCUCCCGCUCCCGGCGCCGCUCCUGGUCCCGCGGGCGCCGUUCCCGUUCGCGGGAGAAGCGCCGGCGCUCGGGAAGCGCCUCGCGCCAUUCCCGGCACAAGGACAAGCACCGCGGCGACGGCGCCAAGAAGAAGAAGAAGCAGCAGCAGGCGCCGAGAUCCCGGUCCCGGGAACGCCGCUCGGCGCGCCGGGAAGCGCCGGAGCCCAAGGGGGACAAGGGCGGCGGGCGCCGGGAGGCGCGGGCGGUGGUGCCGCCGUCCAUCCAGGAGCUCAAUGACUCCGACCUCUUUGCCAUCAAGAGGACCAUCACCGUGAGCCGCAGGGAGGGGACGCCGGAGCCGGCCAAGAGGGAGGUGCUCUAUGAUUCCGAAGGGAUGAGCUUCGAGGGUGCCUAUUCCGACCGGGAGCCGCCGGAAGCGCCGGCGCCGCCGCCGCGUGUCGGCAAAGGGGAAGCGGGUGGGAAGAAGGACAAGGAGAGGAAACGGAGCCGAUCCCAGGAGCAGGGGAGCCGGGAGAAGCACAAGAAGAAGCUCAAGGAGACACCAGCUCCGGAGGCCGGGAAGGGGGAGAAGGAAAAGGCUCCACGUGGUGAGCGGGACAAGAGCAGGAAGAGCAAACGGGAAGGGCACCGGGAGAGCACCGGGAAUGCCGCCCGCAAGGUCAAGCUGCAGUCCAAGGUGGCCGUGCUCAUCCGGGAGGGCGUCAGCUCCACCACAGUGCCCAAGGAGAGCGGCUCCGGCUCCAUCGGCAUCAAGUUCAGCCGCGACGCCGAGAGCCGGGCGCCCUUCCUGAAGGGAGGCUCCAAAGCCAUUCCCGAUGGGAAGGGGGCAGCCAAAGGCGCCGUUCCCAAAGAGCCCAAGGGGAAGAAACCCAAAGGCACCAAGGCCAAGAGCGGCCUCAAGAAGCCCAAAGGCGCCGGAGGCAAAGCCAAGAGCGGAGGGGACACCAGGAAGAAGAAGAAGCCCAAAGCCAAAGGGGCCUUGAAGAAGUCCAAAGCCGACAGCUGCAGCCAGGCCGGAGCCAUCCCUGCCCUCCGCUUGCCUCCCAAGCCGGAGCCGGGAGCGGGGGGGAGCCAGGGCUCGGCGGUGCCGCCGGUGCCGCCAUCGGUGCCGCCGGCGGCGCCGGAGCCGGAGGUGACUCCGGAUUCGCAGACGGUCGACAGCAGCUGUAAGACCCCAGAGGUUUCCUUCCUGGCGGAUGAUGGAGCCGGGACCAGCGGGGGGCAUCCCCCCCCCCAUCCCACCCCCAUUGCCAGCGCCGGGAACGGGGGGGCCCUGCCGAUGCUGGAGCCGGGCAGGGCCGAGCCCGAGGCCGACAGCCGCUGCGAUGGAGCCAAGGAGGAAGCGCCGCGGGCGAUGGCGCCGGUGCCAUGGAGCCUCCAAGGGGGGGUGGAUUGUGCCACCAGCGGCGUCUUGGCAUUGACCGCGCUGCUGUUCAAGAUGGAAGAGGCCAACCUGGCCAACAGGGCCAAGGCACAGGAGCUCAUCCAGGCCACGAACCAGAUCCUGAGCCAGACAAAGGCUCCGCCCCCCUUGGUUCCCCCCCAGGCCCUGCCUGUAACCGCCCCCCCCUCGGCCCCCCCCGUGGCUCCCCCAUAUCUGGGGGGGGCCCCCCCCGGAGGGGAUGGGAGGAGGGACAACGGAGAUGGGAGAGGGGACAGUGAGAAGUACCUGAAGAAGCUGCACACACAGGAGCGGGCAGUGGAGGAGGUCAAGUUGGCCAUUAAACCCUAUUACCAGAAGAAGGACAUCACCAAGGACGAGUACAAGGACAUCCUGCGCAAGGCCGUCCAUAAGAUCUGCCAUAGCCGCAGUGGGGAGAUCAACCCGGUCAAGGUCAACAACCUGGUGCGGGCCUAUGUGCAGCGCUACAAGUACUUCCGGAGGAGGAACCGGAGGGGGGGGGGGCCCCGAGGAGAUGCCCCCCCCCCCCCACCAGCAUCCCCCCCCCCUCCAGCGCCGGUUUAG